This is a messenger RNA of Juglans microcarpa x Juglans regia, 1390 nucleotides long. RefSeq lists its product as uncharacterized. The transcript has a single exon. The record is from RefSeq and is a predicted model, not a curated record. Gene Ontology annotation, biological process: response to red or far red light; negative gravitropism. Lineage: Eukaryota; Viridiplantae; Streptophyta; Magnoliopsida; Fagales; Juglandaceae. Bases 538 to 1086 code for a protein of 182 amino acids.
UCUGUAAUAUGAACAAAAUCAGUGCAUUCAAGUACUUUUAGAGGCAGAUCAGAAAUUAUCCUAUUAUCAGGAAAGGAUUUUUUUAGGCAUGCCAAAGGAGUGAUAUAUUGCAGCACACGGGUAGGCAUUCUAUUAAUAAGGUAACAAGCAGUUAGAAUGGCAUCCCCCCACAAAUAUUUUGGAAUAUGCAUAGAAAACAUUAUAGCCCGUGCAACCUCAAGUAAAUGGCGAUUUUUUCUUUCAGCGAUGCCAUUUUGUUAUGAGGUGUCACGACACAUGGAUUGAUGUUGAAUCUCUCUUUCUUUGAAAAUUUUUUCCAAAACUUAGUUGAAAUAUCCUGUACCAUUAUCCGUACGAAGUAUGCUUAUUUUUGUAUGAAAUUGAUUUUCGAUCAUGCUAUAAAAAUUCUUGAAUAAUAUACUUCAGAUUUUCUAUUCAUCAAAUAAACCCAACAAAUCUGAGUAUGAUCAUCUAUAAAAGUCACAAACCAUUUUUUCCAAAUAAGGUAGUAACCUUAGAGGGACCCCGAACAUCACUAUGAAUCAAAUAAAAAGGUUUGAGAAAACCUGGAGGCUGGUUCGGGUGGUCUUCUUCAAUAAACAGCCCUCCAAUAGCAGGGCUCCACGUAAGCCUUUCAUUUUACAUGGUCUGCAUUUAGCAACACCCGAUCACAACGUCUCAUACAACCCUCCCGUGCCACUUACUUCAUCUUCCACUCCACCCCAACCCACACUCAUCCCACGGCACGGAUGGAGCUCGACCCCCCCAGGAGCUCAGAAAUUUCAGUCUGAAAUUCAAAAUAAAGAUUCUGAGGUUCUUCAGUUGCAGCAGCAGAUUGAUGAGGCAAACCAGAGGCGGGCGAAACUGGAGAAGAAUCUUAAGCUCAGGGGCUUGUCAACAAAAGAAUCAGAAGGUUCCUCAAAUGAAAAUGGAUUUUUGCCUGCAGAUUUAUCCCAUGAUCUGUUUACACCUGCAGUAGAAGCUACUUUCAAAGCCAUUCAUGAUUUUUCUAAGCUGUUGAUCAACAUGAUGAAAGCAACUUGGUGGGAUCUUGAUGCUGCUGCAAACUCAAUUGAAUGUCAUUGAAAAAAGAGCUCAUAAAAAAUAUGCAUUUGAAUCCCAUAUAUGCCAAAGGAUGUUCAGUGGGUUUCAGCAAGCAAGCUUCUCUGUCAAAUCGGAUGAUCUCACGGUCACUAAAGACAGCUUCUUCCACCAAUUUCUUUCUCUAAGGUAGAUGGAUCCAUUGGACAUGCUAGGUCAAAAUCCAGAUUCCAUUUUUGGGAAAUUUUGUAGGAGCAAAUACCUAGUGGUAGUUCACCCAAAGAAGAAGAAACGAGAAAUCCUUUUUUUUUUUGAAAGAUUCGAAUCAACAAAGACUACAUUUUUCAAU